AUGGCUAUGGAGUCGAGUGUGCUUUACGAUGCUCUAGUAUCUUUUGCGUCGGGACAUUUAUCACUCUCGAAUGAGUCAUAUAAGGUCUCAGCCUUGAAAGCACACUCGACAGCAAUCACCAACCUCGCCACGGCGCUCAAUCAGCCGCAGCACGAAAGCGCUUGGUACGAGACCAAAGCUGCAACCUGCUUGGCCUUGAUGAUUGGCGAGGUGUGUGUGGGAGACAACGACGGAUGGUGUGCCCACCUCAACGGCGCCAAGCACAUUAUUGAAUCGGCCGUGACGAAGUCGAGCGCAGGGGUGACUCUACGUGGUCCGGAAGUCUUCAAGAGGAGCUCCGAGGGCCAGUGGAUUCUUCGAAACUUUGCCUAUCACGACAUGAUUGGCAGCAUUACGAUGCGAAGACGACCCUUGCUGGAUUGCGGCUAUCUGGACGGCAUCACAGACGUCGUCGAUACAUAUAUUGGUGUUGCCAUGGAUCUUCUGCGCCAUGUCGCGACGUUGAGGAGCAUCGACGAAGAGACUAGGCUCGAUAGUGGCAUGGAAGCAGAGGAAAUUACGAGGAGAACGGAGCUUUUUCACGCCACCUGCGAAGAAGUCGAACAAGAGCUGCAGGAGUGGCGGUGCACGCCAGACGCGGCUCCAGAACUGGCUGCUCUGGCGCAUGCGUUUCGAAGCGCAGUCUUGAUAGUUCUGUUCCGACUGAUCAGGGAUCGGCUGAGCUGGGAGGAAGGGUCUACUCAAGACGAAAGCUUUAGUGCAACACGAUGGGGCAUGCUGCCGACAAAGAUACGGACGCAGGUCUCUAAUAUCCUCCGGCACGUAUCCGAUAUUCCGGUUGGAUCCCACACCGAGUCGGCAAUUCUCUUUCCUCUCUUCCUUGCUGGUGGCGAGGCCACUGAAGACGAACAUAUGGAUGCUGUCCGUGUUCGAUUGCAAAUGACGUUGCAGAAACGGCGAUUCCAGAAUAUUUCUCGCUCUCUGAUGAUAUUGGAAGAAGUAUGGCAAAGGAAGGGUUCGGGUUUGAUUGAGAAACCAGAUUGGACCGACAUUUUAGACGAGACUGGGGAGCACCUUUUGUUGACUUAG
This is a messenger RNA of Colletotrichum orchidophilum, 1089 nucleotides long. RefSeq lists its product as uncharacterized. The transcript has a single exon. Gene Ontology annotation, molecular function: transcription cis-regulatory region binding; DNA-binding transcription factor activity. The record is from RefSeq and is a predicted model, not a curated record. Lineage: Eukaryota; Fungi; Ascomycota; Sordariomycetes; Glomerellales; Glomerellaceae. Gene Ontology annotation, biological process: positive regulation of transcription by RNA polymerase II. Gene Ontology annotation, cellular component: nucleus. The coding region runs from base 1 to 1089 and encodes 362 amino acids.